CCGGCACCCUCUGGCCUCCGCCGGAGGCCUGCGCGCUCGACGCCCCAUUGCUACGUCUGCGUUGCCACAGCCUGCUCGCCGGCCACGUGUGUACUGCCUCCGUGUUGCCCUCGUCGAGCUGCGCCCACAGGAAUGGUACGCGGACGCGGAGGGUGCCGGACACCGGAGAGAUGCCUGAGCGCAAGAGGCCGCACGUCUGGCGAUCAGGCGUGGCAAGCUCUGCUCACGCAGCAUCAAGCGCCGUCGAGCAUGACCCCAGCGCUACGCUAUGUAUGCUUUUCUGUUUUCAAGCGCUGGCAGGUAGUGCUUGACGGAGCCGUUCCAGGGCGCUCGUCGAGGCCGAGCGGCGGCAAGCGAGGCGGUUCGGGGUGCAUGAGAGGCGCCCUCUCCCGCGGCACGCACGUUCGGCCCCAAGACUCGUGCUCGCUUGCGCCAAGGAUGCCGUGCCUCGGGAGCGACCUCCGAUGCUGCCGCAUGUCGCCCCCGAGGCAAGGCACAGAGCACGCGGUCGAUCCGCACAGUCGUCAGAAGAGGAGGCCCGAGUUGAAGCAGGGCUCGAGAGAGCCAAGCAUGCGUGCAGCAUCAGGCAGCUUCUCCGCUCAGGCGCAGAGACAGUCGCUCACUAUCCCGCCUCGGAGCCAUCAGAUCGUAGGCAGUCUGAGUAGCACGUCAGAAUGGCGCGACGGGCUCUCGGCGCAUUGUACCGCACAUCCACCGGCACCUGAGCGCUGCAGCCCAUCGACAGGAAUAGAGUUGCUGCGGCUGUGCUGGUACGCUAGCGCAGCGCUCGAGCUGGCCUCGCUUAAACCUCACGAGCGGCUUUGGACUAGCUGGGGAGCUCUGACUAGCGUGAGGCUCAACGAGCCGAGAGGGGCUGAGCUGCAGCAGCCGGUACAGGAUGCAGCCAUGCGGCUCCGAGGCCAUCUGGCGGCGUCGACUGCUCCUGGGUUGUAGAGCAGCCCCCUCAGUGAUCCUAGCGCAUGCCACAGCCCCGGCGAAGCAUGUAACGAGCAGGUCGUCUCUCCUGCACGCACACUGCACAUUCUUUCUUUGC
This is a messenger RNA of Tilletiopsis washingtonensis, 1054 nucleotides long. RefSeq lists its product as hypothetical. The record is from RefSeq and is a predicted model, not a curated record. Bases 133 to 954 code for a protein of 273 amino acids. Lineage: Eukaryota; Fungi; Basidiomycota; Exobasidiomycetes; Entylomatales. The transcript has a single exon.